CCGGGGUCCGCCUACUGGAGGGGCGGGGACCUUCCUCUGCGGAGGUUUGGGCCUCGGCGGCCUCCGUUCGCAGCGGGCUCGGGAGAAGGCGCGGCGACUGCGGCGGAGCACCGCAACUCCGCAGACCAUGGAGUUCGACUGUGAGGGCGUGAGGCGGCUGCUGGGCAAGUACAAGUUCAGGGACCUGACUGUAGAAGAGCUGAAGAACGUGAACGCGUUUUUCCCACACUUCAGAUAUUCCAUGGACACCUACGUUUUCAAAGAUACUUCCCAAAAAGACCUGCUGAAUUUCACUGGUACUAUUCCUGUGAUGUAUCAGGGUAAUACAUACAACAUACCUAUUCGCUUCUGGAUUUUGGAUUCUCACCCUUUUGCUCCACCCAUUUGCUUCUUGAAGCCAACUGCAAACAUGGAAAUCUCAGUUGGAAAACAUGUGGAUGCCAAAGGCAGAAUAUACUUGCCCUACCUCCAAAACUGGAGCCAUCCUAAAUCUGUCAUUGUUGGAUUAAUCAAAGAAAUGAUUGCCAAGUUUCAAGAGGAACUUCCUCUUUAUUCGGUGCCAUCAUCCAAUGAAGCGCAGCAGGUUGACUUGCUAGCCUAUAUUGCAAAAAUCACAGAAGGUGUCUCAGACAUAAAUUCAAGGGGCUGGACAAAUCAUGAGAAUAAAAUACACAAUAAAAUUACUGUGGUUGGAAGUGGAGAUUUGGGUAUUGCCUGCACAUUGGCAAUUUCAGCAAAGGGCAUUGCAGACAAGCUGAUCCUUUUAGACCUCUCCGAUGGGACUAACCAAGGGACGAUGGACCUUGAUAUCUUCAACCUGCCUAAUGUAGAGAUCAGCAAAGAUUUGUCUGCCUCUGCUCAUUCCAAGGUGGUGAUCUUCACAGCCAACUCUUUGGGUGGUUCCGAGUCCUACCUGCAUGCCGUGCAAAGCAACGUGGACAUGUUCAGAGCUCUUGUCCCAGCUCUGGGACAUUAUAGUCAACAUGCUGUCUUCCUUGUUGCAUCUCAACCAGUGGAAAUCAUGAGCUAUGUGACAUGGAAACUAAGCACAUUUGCUGCAAAUCGAGUGAUUGGGAUUGGAUGCAAUCUAGAUUCACAGAGAUUACAAUACAUUAUUACGAAUGUUUUGAAGGCACAGACUUCAGGCAAAGAAGUAUGGGUUAUUGGUGAACAGGGAGAAAAUAAAGUGUGCUCAUGGAGUGGCCGAGACGGAGUAAUGAGUCAUAGCUCUCAGGCACAGCUGUCCAGCAGAGCCAUGGAACUAUUGAGGGUAAAAGGUCAGAGAUCUUGGUCUGUUGGACUGUCUGUGGCUGACCUGGUGGACACUAUUGUAAAUAAUAAAAAGAAAGUGCAUUCUGUAUCAACUCUAGCAAAGGGAUAUUAUGGUAUAGAUAAUGAAGUGUUUUUAAGUUUGCCAUGCAUCCUGGGAACCAGUGGAGUAUCUGAAGUCGUCAAAACCAGAGCAGAAGACACAGUGACAGAGACACUCCAAAACAGUGGGUCCUCAAUCCACGAUCUCCAGCAGCAGCUGAAACUGUGAUUCCCAAGUGCAGGCACUUGAAGGAGGAAGCUUGCUUAAUUUUGCCAGCACGCAUAGUUUUGGGAACUUACACAACUUACUAUUUGUUCUUACAAACAGCCUUUAUAGUAGAUAGCUUCUUAGCUAGCUUUGUAAUUUGAAGCCUUGAGAAGUUAGAGAAUGGGAAAGGAUCUAAUUUCUUUUGGAGUUUUUGACAUACCUACAGCAGGGAUAAAUAUUCAUUUGCAUUGUGUAUCAUUUUAAAUUGCAUUUGUCCUAACUUAAGGCACAUCUAGCACUUUAGAGGUGUUCUGAAAGAAACUCCUUCCUUAAA
Messenger RNA from Peromyscus eremicus (cactus mouse), 1853 nucleotides. RefSeq names its product UEV and lactate/malate dehyrogenase domains (gene Uevld). The coding region runs from base 128 to 1540 and encodes 470 amino acids. Gene Ontology annotation, molecular function: ubiquitin binding; oxidoreductase activity, acting on the CH-OH group of donors, NAD or NADP as acceptor. The record is from RefSeq and is a predicted model, not a curated record. Gene Ontology annotation, cellular component: ESCRT I complex. Gene Ontology annotation, biological process: protein transport; endosome to lysosome transport; protein modification process. Lineage: Eukaryota; Metazoa; Chordata; Mammalia; Rodentia; Cricetidae. The transcript has 12 exons.